AGUUUUAAGUGCAAACUACUUUAUGUUGAUUUUUUAAGGUGCCAGGCGGAAGGUUGUGAUGCUAGCUUUAAUAGCUCGGCAAAAUUACUAAGACACGUGAGGAGACAUAACAAAGGUUAUGUCUGCAGUACACCUGGAUGUUCUGCGGCCUUUGACAAAUUUUCUAAGCUUGCUGUACAUGUCAGAAGUCAUGGUUAUGUGUGUGAGCAUUGUAACAGGAAGUUUUCACAAGUCUGGGAGUUAAGGAGGCAUGCCGCUGUCCACAAUAGCAAUCGGAAAAUGUAUGAAUGCCCCAGAGAAGGAUGCUCCCGAGUUUACACUAAAGCGUUUAAUCUGAGAGUGCACAUCAAAGCCUUCCAUGAAGGUAACAGGCCGUAUGUAUGCACUUGGGAGGGGUGUGGAAAAGGAUUCGCCCAUAAGGUUUCUCUCAGACAGCACCUGGUGCUUCAUUCGCAAAGGAGAAUAAAGCCAACACCGUCUCCCGAAGAAAAUUCACUGCAAAAGAAAAAGAAGAAGAAGAAACCUUUGUGUAUAGCUAAAAAGCUCAGUGGAUAUCGCUCUUCCCCCUCCGAAAGCUCGGACAGCCACUGCACAGAAACAGCGUCUAGAAGACGAAAGACACCAAACCAGCCGCAAAGGAAUGAAACCGACACUGUUAAAGACGCCUCUGAGAUGAACUCAGUUGACACCCACGAUGGCACGCCUCCAGCAGGUGACUGUUGUACAAGCUGUACUCCGCAAAGCGUUACUGAAUCGACGAACUUAAUGUCCUCUAGUAAAGACUCAGGAACGACCAGUGCAAAUCAGGACGGUUAUGGAAUGCAGAUUGACGUUAUUGCUGGUACAUGCUCGUCAUCCUUAGUGUCGUCAUGUAACAACUCUGCAACAACCUUUGGACGUCAGGGGAGGUCUGAGGAUAUGGAAGGUGAUGCUACUGCUCCUGCAGCUCCUUCGUCAAUCUUGAUGGCUUCAAGUAACGAUUCUGUAUCGACGAUUGCAACCAAAGACACUUAUGAAAGUAUGCAAGCUGGCGUUAUUUCGGCUUCCUCGUCAACCGUGAUGUCUUCAAGUAACGAUUCUGUAGCGACAAUUCCAAACAAAGACAUGUCUGACGAAACACAAGCCGACGUUCCUUCAGGUGCCUCGUCAACCUUGGUGACUUUAAGUGACGACCCAGUUUCGACCAUUGCAAACAAAGAAGGAACACAAGCGAGUGUUGCUUUAGCUGGCUCGUCAACCCUGGUGACCUCACGUAACAACUCCACAGCAGUCGUUUCAUGCAUAGGCAGAGCGGAAGGUAUCCAUGACGAAAUUACCUCAACUCUAGCGUCAACCAACUUUCAAGAAAAGCACGAAGAAGCAUUAACAGAUGACAAGAUGUUUUCGUCUUCGGAUGAAGAUAGAGAUGAUAUGGACUGGGAGCCGGCCGUUUUGGAACAUUCUGGAGUUGAGUCUCAUACGGAACGUGAUCUUGAACCUGAAAAAAGUUGUGAAAACCGCAGAUACAAUUUCAUUGGAACCGACGAUUCUUUAAUGACUGAGGACGGCCCAAAAGACAAACGGUCCUCCAUUGAACCACCAGAAAACAGUUCUACAAACUCACCUCAACGAAUUAACGCGGAGAUGGUUUCUACUGCACUGACUGCUGUCUCAGGUAGUGAUUCGUUUGAGGACGAUAUGCUUCUCUCUUUGCUGGCUGAAGUCUCAAGCUCGAUCAAAAAAGCAAAAGUGAGUGUAACGAGAAGUCAAGGAACCAAGAAAAGGAAGGGGAAAGGAAUGAAGAAAAACAUUGAUACUGCGGCAGAUGAUGGGCUUAUUGUUGAGGAACUUAACUCCGAGUCAGAGGAAAUAGUUUCAGUUUUACAACCUGAUCCACCGGCUACAGGUUUGAUAGGUUUUAGUAACAAUGGUGACAUCCAUGAGGGCGUGGAUGCCCUGGGAAGCACAGGCUUCCCAGGUAUGGACGAUGUACUUCAAGUUAUCAUUGAGGAAGAAGGAAACGCACUUGAUGGCUCUGAUCUUGAGACAGGUCUUCAAACUGCAGAUGUUAAUAUGGAAGACGAAUGUGUCGAGAUCAACAAUCCGGGCGAUUUAAGUGAAGAAAGAAAAUCCGAGUCGAUAAGCUCCAAAGAACAAGGGGUAAGCUUUCCAAGGGAAGAUUUAAAUUCCAAUGAGAGAGGCGAAAGCGGUGGUAAUUUACUCCUCGCUUGCGGGAGUGAUGAGAAAACUAACAGUAACGAUGGGGCAUUGUCCGACGAGCAAGACGCUAUAGAAAUGGACAGUUUUUGCGAAGUAUCAAAUGACUAUGGGAAUAUUAGUAGCGAAGAAGAAAGCAUCAGUGUUUUAGAACAGCAAAAAUCUACAUGCAGCAGCCUAAAUGCGCGCGGUGCACACGACAAGGGAAUUAACAAGCAAGACUGCUUCAGUGGCUCGACACAAGACACGCGCAAACUAGAAAAAUCACGUUCUGUCGCACGUGAUCAAGGUGUUGAGGAGAGUCAGGUGACACGUGAAGAGAGUAGUCACUCGGCGAGACGAAUUGCGCCUGAGCAGACUGUAGAAAUCAAUAAUGCGGACGAUUUGCGUUCCUCAGUGAAAAUCACCAAUGACCGCAGGGUUCCUAGAACUCUUCCACAAUCAAAUAGUAAGAGCCCGAGGCAGAAAAAUAAGAAAAACGCCAGUGCCAAAGGUUCAGUGAACGAGCGCAGCUCCAGCGCCUCGGCGAAACCAGCUGUCCGCAGCGCAGGGAAGUGUAUGGGUAAAAGUGCCCACCGCGCCAGUCAAUUAAAUGGUAACACUUCGGAAGGGAACGAUGUACAUACAGAAACAGAAGGGAAUUCUAAAACCAUCAAAAAGCCCAAAGAAGAACCUCGCGAAGAUGUUUCCAAGGCCAAGUUUCGAAGCAGGGGCAACAUUUUUGCUUGCGAUUUGCAAACGUUAGAGUUGCUGUGGAAUUUUAAAGGAAGGUAGUUUCUGUAGCUUUCACAGGUGCAAACAGUAACCUUGUGCGGGUCAUUAAUUUUCACGUGAUUGUCUCGUGUAACCAAUCAGAAUGUCGCUUCAUCGUGUCAGCCAAUCAGAUGCAAAGCUGGUACUAUCACCAAUUUAUACUUCACUGUGGCUGUUGUGCGUAUGAUUCCUCUAUCCACAGUGAGUCAGUGUCAUUGUAAAGUUAAGAAUUGUAGUGAAAUUAAUUUUGUAUGGAAGGGAGAACCAGAUAACGAAUUAUUUACUCCUCGAAUUUAGUUGACUACCAAAAUCAUCGCUAUAGAAGCAGUAAAGUGUUUUACAUGACGUCACGGCAGCCAUAUUUAUUUCCCAAAAAAAUAUCAAACGGCGACCUCGUUGGUGCCCCAAGCCAAUCGUGUGGGGGUUGAGCUCUUUACUUAAGUUACACUAUCUUUAGUUCCAAUAAGUUUGCGUUGCUGCUGGCCACGUGAGUGAAAACAUGCUAUAGCCCUUAUGCACUAGUUAAUUUCACUACCAAUCUUUACUUUAAAAAUGCAAGCUAAAUCUUAUCAUAAACAAAUUUUCAAAGCUGCAAUGAUGGAAAAAUACCCACUUCAUAACAACACGAAGGUUGGAAAAGUCUGCUUGUUAAAGAUGAUUUCCAGACUGUCUCAUCACCUCAAUGUUUGCGAGUCUCACUCGAUGGGAUGCAAAUCGAUGUUAUUCGUUACGAACCGCUUGCCUUAUCUUUGAGGCAUUUUAAAAUUUUUCCAACAGCUUCUUUGAUUUUUACGGCUACGAAGUUGUUUCAUCUUGUGAUGCCGGAAAGAGCGAAGCUGUAUAAAGCUUGGCAUCCGUGAUGGAGGUGACAAACUCGCAAUUCAUUUCUUGUAAGUAGUUGCGAAAUGUUACAUUUUGUGACGUCUUACAUGAAUCAAAACAGAAAACGUAAACCAACGCGAGAGCUGCGCAGUACGGACUGGAAAUCUAGAUUAUGCUAGAUUUCACCGAAACUAGGAAGUUGUUGUCGUAACCCAUAUGAGCCUAGCGUUGGAACUUAGUUCGUUGUUAACGAUCAUCACUGAGCAAAGAGAAUAGCGAAGCGCGCGACUGACGUCAUAACUCAGACAAACAAAACGGAAUGGUGGAAGAUUUGACGCUUUUUCAAGCCCUUAAGCAAGUGUUCCUAAAACGAUUUUUAAAAUGAAAAUUUGGCGUUCAUUUUCCUCCUGUUUCUCUCGGAAAACGCCAAUGUCUGACUCUCGUGGGGUUCCAAUAAUUUGCAUUCUAUUUUUAAACUUCGCGCGCUUCGUUAUUGCCUAGUGAAUAAAUCAGUAUUAUCAAUCUAUUUAGGUCUAAGAGGAGCUUGGAAGAGGCUGUCACCUUGUUUGAGUUCUCGUUGGAUCUUUGACCUCAAAAUACAUCAGUUGAAAUGUCUCGAUACACUUUUUUUUUUUGGACUAUUCCAAGUAUUUUCAAUCAGCUUUUAACAGUCUUCCUUAAUCAGAUCGAUAUGAAAAUUACACCAGUAGUUAGAAAUGGAUUGAAGUUUGGUGCAAUAUAUUUCUGGAGGCAAUCGAUGUUUCUAUGGAAACGAUAAGAAAAUUGAAAAUCGGUAAAACGAAUUUUGCGCGAACCAGAUGUUAUACGUUUAAAGCUACUACCUCUGCCUUAAACUAUUGUCAAUUGCAAGUAGAAUAUUCAAGAAUAAAAAUAUCUAUGUUUGAUCUCGAAUAAAUUGCAAAAAAUUUUCAAAUUAUCCUUUUUACAUUCAUAAUAUAUAAACCUGCAGUUAAUUUUUCAUGGAUUCAAAACUUUAAGAAACUUUUUUAUUCUUGUAUAUUCUACUUGCCAUAUACCAGAGUUUAAGGCACUGGUGUUAGCUUUUCCAUAUCACAUUUAGUUCGCGCAAAAUUCGUGUUUUACCGAUUUUUAAUUUCUUGGUUUAUCGUUUCCACGGAAAUCGAUUGCCUUAAAAAAACACAUUGUGCCCCAAACUUCAAUCCAUUUCCAAUUACUGGUGUAAUUGUCAUAUUGAUCUGAUAAAGUGAAGACGGUUAAAAAGCUGAUUGAAAAUGGUUGGUAUGGUUGGAAAAAAAACUACCGAACCACCUUAAUAUAGCGUUUGUUCGUUGUUCGUUCCCCCGUAAACGCCCCGUUCCUUAAUGUCGAUUUGGAAUGAGCGUCAAAGUUUUUAGUAAGACUGGGGAGAGCCCUGAAUGCUGACCAGGCUCGCGCGCGUCGUUUGCGAUAAUUCAGUCACUAGCACUUAUUUGAGUGUAGUUACGGUCUUAAAUAUUCUGCUCUUAUGAAGAGCAUUUCCUUCAGGCGUGAGCACCAGGUAUGUGGCAAUAUGACAAACCACGUAUCCUAGAACACUUCACACUUUUGCCUUCAAAUGAUCUUCUCCUUAACCUCCACCUUCCCGUAUCCAAUAUACAGUGUUAAUAUUUUUUUUCUUCCCCAUCUAUGUUUAGAGCACAAUGCUAAGAUUUAAUGUGGGGGUGGGGGCGCUAGAAAAAAUGUGGACGACCGCGGGAAAAUGGAAUAAUUAGUACCAACAGAAGACUGUCCUUGAGUUGGGUAGCAGCUCUGACAAGGUCUCACAAGAAUGGCUCGAUACCCUUUAAGAGAACAGGUUUUCACCUCUGUCCUAAUAGCAAGAAGGUGAAGUUUCGAUCGUGAUCGUUGAGCGUGUGAGUAGUAAUAUCACUUGAAUCAAUACCCCCAGGGACUUUUAAGUGCGCAACUAGGAACAAACGAGUUACAUAAUGCGAUCGGUUUAUCUUCGCCUGAAAAUAGCGUGCAAACAUUUUAUUGUCGUGUCGAGCAUGAACGAAAGGGAUUGACGCCAGGUACAAAGGAUGCUAGCGUUCAAAAGCUGUGAUGUUUGCACCUCGCACAUAACAUUAAAUAUGCAAGUAUCGAAAUAUUUCUCUUGUUCAACGUUCAGCGCUUGCCACAUGGAAGUUUUUAUGAACAGAUACCAAUGAGCAUAAGUUUACAAAGAGCGCCCCAUAUUCUGCUCUUAUAAAGAGCAUAUCCUACAGGUGUGAGUACAAGGUAUGUGACAAAAUGAAAAAUCAACAGUCUUGAGACGUAGCGGAGUUCGCUGUCUUCAAAGUACAGUUACACAUACCACCAGAUACAACGAUCAAGAUGUGUGUAAUUUUCAAAAAGCUUGCAGGCUUUGACAUUUAGAUGAAAUUAUUUCAGUUUUUUUUUUCUCCCAAGAAAUGAUAGGAAGACAAGAAAAUUUUUGAAAGUUGUUUAAAGCGUGUGACUAACAUGGACCACAUAUUUCUGAAGGUGUUCGUAAGAAAUGACCUUACUAUGGAAACCACCGACAGCCUCAAAACAAUCGGCACUUGUUCUUUAUUUCUUUUUAUUCAUAUCUUGGCUUUUCACACGAAAAUUAACCAUCGUAGUUUGAAUCUUUUGAGAAUCAUCCCGCCGGGAUGCAGUCAUUAUUUUUACAGCUAAGAUAUGUUUGAUAGUAAAUAACUCUUGCGAUCAAACAGAAUCUUGUACACAGAAUCCGCUAUGUUUGAAUAGGAAACAAUAGUCUCAGGGUGAAUAAAACACUUUUAAACUAUUGGUUCGCUUUCAGAAUUCAAUAAAUUAUAGCCUGAUUUAAUAUAUAGGACUUAAAUAUUGCGUGGAGUCUUGAGACUCGAUCCCAGAUUCUUAGCUGUUUUUCAUGCCAACAACACGACAGUUAUAAGUAACUUAUCAAAUUGACGGCGCGUGUUGUUUUCGUUCCAGCACCUGGCAAGUGUAAUUAAUACUAAGAACCUCGAAAGCAGUAACUUGGUCAGAAAAUACGAUCUGACGACCAGGCAGAUUUUAGGCUGUACCAUGACGGUCGUUGAAAUAGUGAUUAUGGCCGUACUUUUAGCUGCAAGUACCACAACGCUAAUAACUCUUUUUACGCAUUGCAAAGGCGAACACGGAGGAAAAAAUACUAGCAAAGACGAAAGGACAUUGACGGAUAAAGAAGCCGUGGCAUAACAUUGUGCGGAAGGGAUUCUAUACCGGAAAGGGCAAAAACAAAAACUCUCAGUGCCUUGAACAUUGGUUGAAGGAAAAUUUCAUAAACAAUGAGCAUUUAUAUUUGGUUUCUAUCAGGGAGUAUUGUAGUAUUCUUGAAGUGGCUGGAUUUUAAACACUUAAAAAUUGCGGUAUCUACACUCUACAAUUAUAAUUAAUAAUAAUUGAUUCAGUUGUCCGUCGGGUCAAAAUUACGUUUUGCAUAUCGAUGUGCGAAUGUACAUAUUUUGAGCUCUAGUAUUGUAACGUUUAACUUGGGUAUAUUUUUGUCCACAAUGAAAAAAACAAGAAAAGCUUACGGCAUAAAGACGAAUGAGGAAUUUCUUUAUUUGUUCGCAUUUAACAUGUCUUUGGCACGUCUUUAAUUAAUACAAUUCUUGUACAUUAGUCACCCAGGAAACGGAUUUGUUCACCAAAAAUUGUAUUGAUAUAUUUUUUCCAAUGUAUUCAAAUUAGUCAAGUGAUUGAAGCUUCAAAACAAAAUAAACGCCCUGUAUAAUCAUAACAAAAAGCAAGCGUAUAACUGCAACACAAGUUUCUUCUGAGAACGAGACACUCUUACGUUCAACGAGAAAUUAUUCAAGACCACUUGCUGCGUAGGCUGGAAAACGGACAGUUUUCUGACCUCCGGCCGGCUGGGAGUAGCACAGCACUAUGCUCAUAGUGGAAUCAAUAGCAGUUGCUACCUUCUUGAUGAUCGGUGUGUUUGGUGCGACUCUUGCAGUGUCCCAUUGUGCCAACAGAGGGCCAAUGGCCAGGACUCCAACAAGAACUGUAAACUUGAAAAGAACGACAGAAAGCGAGGAACGUGACCCUAGCUUGAUUAAAAUGAAGCGUGUUUGACUAGUCAAGCUGUCGAAUUACUCAGUGAAUUUUACAACGAAUGUACACUCUGAAAAUUAUCAUUUUGAGCUGUAAAAAUAAUCUAAGACAAAAGCUUUGUAACUACCUUAAACUGCGCUCUUCGAAUUUAAGGUAAUGUGAAAGUUCAUAAUAAACUACGAUAACUUCAGUUGUAUAACUUCAGGGCUUGAGAGAAGGAGAAAAUUCACCGAUUAUUUUACGCGCAUCACAGGCUUUGGGGGCAAAAACAGCUCUGAAGUGGACAAAACAUCGUCUUAUUGGAUUUCUCAUUUCCAAGAUUGGUUUUGCUUGUAGGAGCAUGAGCUGGUAUUAUAAGUUGGACAAAGUGUACGAUAUCUCAGUACUAUUAAUUUUCAACUGAAGGUCUUAGCGCAAUGACAUAUUCCCUCAUUCAUGAAUGACAACCUACCACCAAUAAAAUGAACUGAUUUUGUUCUUUUUUUAGUUA
Molecule: messenger RNA, 8311 nt
Organism: Orbicella faveolata
Lineage: Eukaryota; Metazoa; Cnidaria; Anthozoa; Scleractinia; Merulinidae
Biological process (GO): regulation of transcription by RNA polymerase II
Cellular component (GO): nucleus
Molecular function (GO): DNA-binding transcription factor activity, RNA polymerase II-specific; RNA polymerase II cis-regulatory region sequence-specific DNA binding
Source: RefSeq, a predicted model, not a curated record